AUGUUCGAGAACGCCAAAAAUUUAAAAAAAAAAAGAGCUCCGGGAAGUCCUGAUGGGACGAGUCACAGGCAUAUUGUGUAUUCUGAAGACGUGGAGGAGAGAACGGAGAAGAAUGAACGACUGAGCUAUAUUACCGUAUCCCAACACUCUCAAGAAGUGCUGACACAUUUUGAAAAGUUUCAAAGUCAACACAAACGUUACUAUCGGAAUCCAGAAGAGAGAAAGAAGAGAUUGGGUCACUUUGCUAGAAAUCAUAAGCGGAUAAAAGAGUUGAAUGACGAAGCGAAAUUGGCUGGGAGGAAUGUGACUUUCGGGUUGAAUAAGUUUGCAGACAAGACUGAAGAGGAAAGACGGAGACGGUAUUCGAAGGUUAGUAGUGGUGGUGGAUGGCUUAAAAAUAUAACUAUUUUCCGGAUACACCCACACAACCACACAGACAUUCCACUCUAUAAACCAAGACGUGCACGUCAUCAUAACAAGAAGAACUCAAAACGUCCGAAACGUCAGAACAUGGAAAUUCCAGAUUACUUUGAUUUACGAGAUGUGGUGGUUAAUGGAAGUCCAAUUGUGGGACCUGUUAAAGAUCAAGAACAAUGUGGUUGCUGUUGGGCAUUUGCCGCGACCGCAAUAACUGAGACCGCCAACGCCGUCGCUUCCAAAUCCUACCGUAGUCUCUCCGACCAGGAGAUUUGUGAUUGUGCAGAUUCUGGUGACACGCCUGGAUGUGUUGGAGGUGAUCCUCGCAACGGUUUAAAAUUUGUGCACCGCAACGGCCAGGCGAGCGAUUCCUCGUAUCCGUACGAGGAGUUCCGUGCGAAUACAACUGGAAACUGUGUGGCUGAUGAGAAGAGACAAGUGAUCGAAUCGGAGACUAUGAAGGUGUAUCAAUUCGAUCCUGAGUAUGCAGAGGAGGACAUUAUGGAGAACCUGUACUAUAAUCAUAUACCAUCAGCAGCUUAUUUUCGAGUUGGUGAGAAAUUCGAAUGGUACAAUUCUGGAGUGCUCCAAACCGAAGAUUGCUACCAAAUGACACCUGCUGAAUGGCAUUCAGUUGCUAUUGUUGGUUAUGGUACAUCCGAAAAUAAUGUUCCAUAUUGGAUAGUUCGAAACUCUUGGGCUGAUAAUUGGGGAGAGGAUGGAUAUGUAAGAAUCAAGAGAGGAAUUGAUUAUUGUCUCAUUGAAAGUCAUCCGGCAACUGCGAUGAUUGGAAGUAACUCCGAUGACGAAGAUAAUUGA
Molecule: messenger RNA, 1236 nt
Organism: Caenorhabditis remanei
Lineage: Eukaryota; Metazoa; Nematoda; Chromadorea; Rhabditida; Rhabditidae
Exons: 4
Coding region: 1-1236 (411 amino acids)
Cellular component (GO): lysosome
Molecular function (GO): cysteine-type endopeptidase activity
Source: RefSeq, a predicted model, not a curated record